AUGGGCGCGCAGGCCGGGGCGCUGCUGCUGCUGCCCCUGCUGGCCCAGUGGCUCCUGCGCGCGGCCCCGGCGCCCGCGCCCGCGCCCCUCACGCUGCCCCUCCGCGUGGCCGCGCCCACCCCCGGGCCCGGGACCCCCGCCGCGCCCCGCGCCGACGGCCUGGCGCUCGCCCUGGAGCCCGCGGGCGGCGCCGCCAACUUCUUGGCCAUGGUGGACAACCUGCAGGGGGACUCGGGCCGCGGCUACUACCUGGAGAUGCUCAUCGGAACCCCCCCGCAGAGGCUGCAGAUUCUCGUUGACACUGGAAGCAGCAACUUCGCCGUGGCGGGCGCCCCGCAUUCUUACACAGACUCGUACUUCGACGCGGACAGGUCCAGUACGUACCGCUCCAAGGGCUUUGAUGUCACCGUGAAGUACACGCAAGGGAGCUGGACCGGCUUUGUCGGGGAGGACUUUGUCACCAUCCCCAAAGGCUUCAACAGCUCCUUCCUUGUCAACAUUGCCACUAUCUUUGAGUCUGAGAAUUUCUUUCUGCCUGGGAUCAAAUGGAAUGGGAUACUUGGACUCGCAUAUGCUGCUCUGGCCAAGCCAUCCAGUUCCCUGGAGACGUUCUUUGAUUCUCUGGUGGCGCAGGCGAAGAUCCCCAACGUCUUCUCCAUGCAGAUGUGCGGGGCGGGGCUGCCCGUAGCUGGAUCUGGUACCAACGGAGGUAGUCUUGUCCUGGGUGGAAUUGAACCGAGUUUGUACAAAGGAGACAUCUGGUAUACCCCUAUUAAGGAGGAGUGGUAUUAUCAGAUAGAAAUUCUGAAGUUGGAAAUUGGAGGCCAGAGUCUGAAUCUGGACUGCAGAGAGUAUAAUGCAGACAAGGCCAUCGUGGAUAGUGGUACCACGCUUCUGCGCCUGCCCCAGAAGGUGUUCAAUGCAGUGGUUGAAGCCGUGGCCCGCACAUCUCUGAUUCCAGAAUUCUCUGAUGGUUUCUGGACUGGGUCCCAGCUGGCUUGCUGGACGAAUUCGGAGACACCUUGGUCUUACUUCCCUAAAAUCUCCAUCUACCUGAGAGACGAGAACUCCAGCCAGUCGUUCCGCAUAACCAUCCUGCCUCAGCUCUACAUCCAGCCCAUGAUGGGGGCUGGCCUGAAUUAUGAAUGUUACCGAUUCGGCAUUUCACCUUCCACGAACGCGCUGGUGAUUGGUGCUACCGUGAUGGAGGGCUUCUACGUGGUCUUCGACAGAGCUCGGAAGAGGGUGGGCUUUGCAGCAAGCCCCUGUGCAGAAAUUGCAGGUGCUCCAGUGUCUGAAAUUUCUGGGCCUUUCUCGACAGACGACAUAGCCAGCAACUGCGUCCCCGCCCUGCCUUUGAAUGAGCCCAUUUUGUGGAUCGUCUCCUAUACUCUCAUGAGCGUGUGUGGAAUCAUCCUUCUUAUCCUAAUCGUCCUGCUGCUACUUCCCUUCCGGUGUCGGCACCUGCCCCGCGAUCCCGAGGUUGUCAAUGACGAGUCCUCUCUCGUCCGGCAUCGCUGGAAGUGAAGAGUGAAGCCUGAACUCUAGCGGCCUCGAACUCUCUGUUACGAGAAUGACGUUUCAGGUGGAGCAGGCGGGGCCGUAAGGCAGGGUCGCUUCCUGUGUCCACUAGUCUUAAAUCUGUUCUGCUCCUAGAUGCCUUCCAGAUUCACUGUAUUUUGAUUCUUGAUUUUAAAGCUUCCUUCUUCUCCCUCACUUCCAAGAAAAGUUAUAAUAAAAAACACCUCAUUCUAAACCAAAACA
Canis lupus familiaris (dog) is the source of this 1764-nucleotide messenger RNA. RefSeq names its product beta-secretase 2 (gene BACE2). Gene Ontology annotation, molecular function: aspartic-type endopeptidase activity. The coding region runs from base 1 to 1527 and encodes 508 amino acids. The transcript has 9 exons. Gene Ontology annotation, cellular component: membrane; endosome; trans-Golgi network. The record is from RefSeq and is a predicted model, not a curated record. NCBI's taxonomy places the organism in Eukaryota, Metazoa, Chordata, Mammalia, Carnivora, Canidae. Gene Ontology annotation, biological process: membrane protein ectodomain proteolysis; amyloid-beta metabolic process.